Molecule: messenger RNA, 3968 nt
Organism: Boleophthalmus pectinirostris (great blue-spotted mudskipper)
Lineage: Eukaryota; Metazoa; Chordata; Actinopteri; Gobiiformes; Gobiidae
Gene: dnajc5gb
Product: DnaJ (Hsp40) homolog, subfamily C, member 5 gamma b
Exons: 6
Coding region: 216-827 (203 amino acids)
Source: RefSeq, a predicted model, not a curated record
CAUCGCGGCACUUCCUGCUUUUCGACUGUAAACUUUUGACACAAAAUGAAGUUGAAAAUCCGAUAUUUUUUUGUUUAACAAAUGGAUUCAACGUUUAGGACAAUCAGCGGGCAUCUCUGGGACUGUGUAAAUUAACCACGAACCGGACUUUUAAUCAGCAAGAGCUUAUGUACAAGAGUGUGUAUUUUUGUCUUUAGUUUUUUUUUUUAUAAAUCAUGGAGGAUCCGAACAGACCACAGAGAAAGAUGUCCACUGCUGGGGACAGUCUCUACAAAGUCCUGGGGCUGGAGAAAGGAGCUACUCAAGAUGAAAUCAAGAGAGCUUACAGGAAGUUAGCUUUGAGGCAUCACCCAGACAAGAACCCGGACAACCCCGAAGCUGCCGAGAAGUUUAAGGAAAUCAACAACGCCAACUCGAUCCUGAGUGAUGAAAACAAACGGAGAAUCUACGACGAGUACGGCUCCAUGGGGCUGUAUGUGGCGGAGCAGUUUGGAGAAGAAAGCGUCAAAUACUACUUCCUCAUGUCCAAGUGCUGGUUCAAGGGCCUGGUGAUCUGCUGCACCAUCUUCACGUGCUGCUGCUGUUUAUGCUGCUGCUGUUUCUGUUGUGGCAAAUGUGCUGGCAAAGAAGAGGAGGACUUCGCUUACAUCGACCCCGAGGACCUGGAGAACGAACUGCGCCAACAAGAAGCAGAAGAAGACUCUGUUAUAAUCACUCAGCCGAGCUCUGACCGAGCAGAAGGUGAAAAUACGCCCAUCGUGAUCCAACCUCAGGCGGCAAACGGAGCUGGACCCAGUAACCCUCCCAUUGCUCUCCCAGACAAAUGAAGCACCAACACCCACCCCUCUGCGCCCGUCUACCCGACCCCGGGACGCCAAAACUGGGCAGAGACUUCAGCCUUGGCCCCUCUCAUCUCUGGAGGUCCCUUUGGUGAUUUUAACUAUGCAACUUCCCCACGUACAGACUGACUUUAAACAGCGUUUCUGGUGGUUUACACAGCUCUCUGAAUGUGCCAAUGUAGAUUUUUGACAAUUAGCCAAUCAAAUAUUUAUUUUUUAAUCCUUUUAUUAUUGUUGUCAUGGGAACCGCAUAGGGAAAAGUUGAUUAACGUGCACUUUAAACGAUAUUUUUAAAUUGUGAUGCUGCCAAAAUGGUCUGAUAACUUUGGGAAAUAUUUUAGACUUUAAUUCCGAGGCAAAUUAAUAUGCAAAUUAGAUGCAUAAUACAUGGAUUAAGCCAAACUCAAGCACACAAUAUGACCUGGGUUAGUCCUGGUUUAGUCCUGGGUUAGUCCUGGUUUAAACCUGCUUUAGUGCUGGUUCAGUUUCAGUUUAAUGCAGUUCUUGUAGGGUUUUCCAGGUCUACAGUGGUCAGUGUCCGUCAGUGCUGCUUUAGACCUUAGCAAGUCCUGGUUUAGUCCUAGUUAAGUCCUGGGCUAGACGUGCUUUAGUCCUGGUUUGGACCUGGGUUUAGAAUUGGUUUAGUCCUGGCUUAGUCCUAGUUUAGUCCUACUUUAUUCCUGACUUAAUUAAGCUCUUGAGGGGGGUUCCCAGUCUGCAGUGGUCCUUAUACAUGUGUGCUGCUUUAGACCUUGGUUUAGACCUGGUUUAGUCCUGGGUUAAACCUGGGUUAAACCUGCUUUAGUGCUGGUUCAGUUUCAGUUUAAUGCAGUUCUUGUUGGGUUUUCCAGGUCUGCAGUGAUCAGUAUCCAUCAAUGCUGCUUUAGACCUUGGCCAGUCCUGGGUUAGUCCUGGGUUAGUCCUGGGUUAGUCCUGGUUUAGUCCUGGUUUAGUCCUGGUUUAGUCCUGGUUUAGUCCUGGUACACAAACUCUUUCCUCACUCAUGCUGGCUGCUGUUUAGCUACCUCUCAUUGAAGUGCUUAGUCCUAAAAAAGAAAGAAAAAAUCACCUUUUUAAAGCCAGUUUCAGUAAAAAAAAAACAAACAAAAAACUAAACUACCACAGAUACUUUAGGAUACAACAUUAACAUUUAAUAGGACUUGAGACAUGCUUCUUUUUAAAGGUCUGAACUUUGUGCCUUAUGUAACUGGGAUAUUUAAAAGCACUGUCGGGUUUACACCUUUUUAUCUCUGUAUAUUUGUCUGUAUAUGGAUGGUUCAAAUCUAUAGUAUUUCAUCUAAUUUUAUAAAUGUGAUUUUGAAUUAUUGCCACUGCAAAAAUGGGAUAAAUUACUUGAACUUGGAAUGUUAAUCUUAGAGUAAUGCGUUGUUGAGUUAGAGGAGCACUGCGUAACUUUUCUGUUGCACGGUCGGCUGCCUGUUUCCAUGGGGAUGCCGUUGUCUGGCCUGGAUUGUUCCAAAUUGUGGCAUUAAACUAAGGGACGAUCUUACAACCCCAUUCACAGUAAGAAUGUAUUUUAUUAACGUUUUUUUGUUGUUGUUGUUGUUGCACUAAAAAUAGCUGUAAUCGAAUAAAUGCAACAGUGCAAUAUAUGAGAUUAAUGCCAUACUGUGGAACAUUCCAGGCAAAUGAUAAAAUCUCCAAGGAGACAAGCCCCUCACAUUGCAGGUUAAUAAAUAUCGCACUGGUUCGUAUAUUUUGUUUCUCUUAUUUUAAAGAUGUACUAUGUAAAUUUUCUGGUGGAGCAUUAAGGUUGCUUGUUCCAUGGAGAUGACAUUCCUGUGCUUGGAAUAUUCCACAGUAUGGCAUUACAUUAUAGAUUUAGCUGCUUCCAUGGGGAAAACGUUGGUGAAAAGGUGUUUUUAGUAGGACAUUUAAUAGUUGAAACUUAAAUAAGAUUAAUUAAUGCUGUACUUUUGGAACAUUCUAGGCAAAACUUUGACAUUUCUAUGUAGCAGGUGACAGACCCUUCCCCAGCGCAAAUGUUACACAGUUUAUUUAGAAAAUUGCACUUAAUUUGCCCAGUCAAAAAUCGUUUGACUGGUCAAUGCAUUGGCAGUAAUUUGGAAAAGUCCAAACAAGAUUCAUUUAGAUUUCAAGUCUUUUAAGCUCACGUCUGCAGUCUGGGUGUGUUUCUAAAUGUUGUGUUGAGCGUCACAUGUACAGUUUAACUUUUCACAAAUGGGGCUGCACUGUUUGGUUUUGUCUUCUCAGGGUUUUUCUUGAAAUCUUCAGUCUUCCAUGUUGAAAAAACGAUGUUAAUCUCCAUCCUCUGUUCCUCUUCUCCUCUCCUCAUCCUCUGUUCCUCUGACCCUCUCUUCUGCUUCUCUGACCCUCUGACCUUCUCCUCUGCUCCUCUGACUCUCUCCUCUUUUCCAUCUGACCUUCCCUGACCCUCUCCUCCUCCUCUGGUCCUAUCUAUUAUAACAUUUUAAACGGUUAAAAAUGCAAAGUCAAUGAUUGAAAAAACUGUCAGUGUUUAAAAUAUAAAUGUGAAAAAAAUACCAUUGCGUACAAAUUCCUCUAUAGUCAUGAUUCACUGAAAUUCACCGUAGUGGAUGGAUUUUAUUUUAUUAAAGAUUAUUAAAUUGACACAAAAUGUACUCUUGUGAGCAUUAUGUCAUGUUAUAAUGUUCUUACCUCCUCAAAAACAUGGACCUGGAGUUGUGAUUAGUUUUGUUUCAUUCACAAAUGUUUGGGUAAUCCUGCAUUAUUAAGGUGGAGCAGAGUGUUUUCUGUUUGAGUGAGUCCACAGGGUUUGUGUGUGAAACAUGUGAAUGAAACUCCAGGUAUUAAUUUUUUUUUUGAUGAGGAAACAACAUAAUAAUAUAGAUCAGAAAACUUGAGACAGAGCAGUGCCACCAGCUAGCAUCAGCAUCAACCCUAGGGAAACUUGAUGACGUCAGCUGCAUCAGUAUCAAAAGAACAUGAAGUUCUUAUUUGCAUUUUAAACAUUGUUCAGUUUUUACUGUUAUUUGAAUAUCUUAUUUUGACAUGUUUUGAAAGUGCCUGUUGUAAUUUGAGACAGUCUGUCUGCUGUCAAUCAUGCCACAUUCCUCUUAUAUCAUAUUUUAAAGUUAUAAUAAAAUAAACUGUUCUUGUAUUGCC